Vigna angularis (adzuki bean) is the source of this 645-nucleotide messenger RNA. RefSeq lists its product as uncharacterized. The transcript has a single exon. NCBI's taxonomy places the organism in Eukaryota, Viridiplantae, Streptophyta, Magnoliopsida, Fabales, Fabaceae. Bases 158 to 433 code for a protein of 91 amino acids. The record is from RefSeq and is a predicted model, not a curated record.
GGGUUUAACACGUGUUAAAUCAUGUUUGUGUAGUUCCUAUAUAUGCCCCCACACAUAAAAGAAGACUAAUAAAUGCUUCAACAUCACAAUCGAAAGUGAAAUUGUAAGGGAAAAGGAUAAGAGGGAGAAUAAGAAAAGGGUAGAAGAGGAGAGGAGGAUGUGGUGGUGGUACACGUCAAGUUUCCGGUGGCCGGAUUUAAACCUUUCGGUGCCGUGGUCGAUUUUCAGGUGGCCGGAGUUAAGCCUUUCGGUGCCGUGGUCCAUUUUCCGGUGGCCGGCGUUGGACUUUUCGUAUUGGAACGUAGAAGGCGUGAUUCAGUGGAACUUGUCGUUGGUUGAUGACGUGUUAUGGGCCUUGAUUACGGGCCUUGAGUCCAUAGCUUUGGUCGCCUUGCUCUGCUACUUCUUCGUCUGUUGUGGUUGUACUCUCUGAUCUAAUUCUCAUUUAUUUAUUUUGUUUUUCUCUCUCUAUAUAUUUUAUAUUUAAAAAAUGAAUUGUAGUUAAUAUAUUUGUAAAGUUGAUUGUAGCGGAAUUUUAUCCUUUUUAUAUGUGUUGUGCUGUGAAUUUGGUAGCUGUGAUAACUUUUUGGGUUGUUUUGGUUCUGCUUGAUGAAUGACAAACGGAUAAAACCAGUUCUUUAAUGA